Molecule: messenger RNA, 600 nt
Organism: Cryptosporidium muris RN66
Lineage: Eukaryota; Apicomplexa; Conoidasida; Eucoccidiorida; Cryptosporidiidae
Exons: 3
Coding region: 1-600 (199 amino acids)
Source: RefSeq, a predicted model, not a curated record
AUGGUUAGAUCAUUUGGUACCAAGUAUAGAGGUAAUUUUGCACGUGGUCGAGGUAUAUCUGGAUCACGUCGUGGGAACAGUCUCGGAGGUUUUAGAAAGUCAAGUAUUGCAAAUGGAAAUGCAAAGAGGAGACAAUCUCUUAGUAGCUCGACAACUAGCCGUAGUCGAAUAUUUGAGGUACAUGGUGGUCGUAGAGUAAAUACAAGUAUUGGGCGUCUAAAUAAACGAAAGACACUUCGUCCAGGUAAUAAUAGAAAUAUUACAAAUAUAGGUAAACCUGGAUUUGGAAGAAGACAAACUAACACUAGGGGUAAAUUUAGUACUAGAGGUAAUAUUAGUAAUAAUGUAAGGAGAGGAAGGAGUGGUAUGAGAGGAGGUCGUGGCAAAGGUAGAAAUGGGAAAGGAAAUAAUAGAAUAUCUCAGAAAACAACAAUGGCUUCUUUGGAUGCUGCGCUAGAUAGUUAUAUGGGUGUUGAUGCUUGUAAAGCUCGUCUAGACUCUCAACUUAACUCCUAUUUUUCAGGUCAGAUUGAUAUGAGUGGUAAUGAUAAUGUAAUGGCAUCAGAAUCAUCUCAACAACCAAGUCUGAUUACUUUGUAG